CAGUCCCAGUCGUCAUUCUAUCCAUUCGAAGAUUCAGAUUUUCUUCGCUGAGACAAAAAAAAUGGCGUCUCUAAUAGGAUCACCAUGGAUGAGAAUCAGGGCUUUACCUGAUAUCUCAUCUCCAUUCAUUCGUCAUUUCAAGCCACUCCCUCUCCGUAGAAACUUCUGUAUUAUCGCGGCUUCAAUUUCAAGUCCUGGUUUCCGUAAGAAAGACGAAGGAGAAGUUCGAGUUCGUUUCGCUCCUUCUCCUACUGGAAAUUUACAUGUUGGUGGAGCUAGAACAGCUUUGUUUAACUAUUUGUUCGCCAGGUCUAAGGGUGGAAAGUUUGUACUUAGAAUUGAAGAUACUGAUUUGGAAAGAUCUACUAAGGAAUCUGAGGAAGCUGUGCUGAGAGAUCUGGCUUGGCUUGGCCUUGAAUGGGAUGAAGGCCCUGGUGCUGGUGGAGAAUAUGGUCCAUAUCGGCAGUCUGAACGAAAUGUUAUGUACAAACAAUAUGCUGAGAAUCUGUUGAAUUCUGGGCAUGCUUACAGGUGUUUUUGUUCGAAUGAGGAAUUGGAGAAAAUGAAGGACAUUGCAAAGCUAAAAAACCUACCACCAGUUUAUACAGGAAAAUGGGCUUCAGCAACAGAUGAUGAAGUACAGGAAGAACUAUCUAAAGGGACACCAUACACAUACCGGUUUCGGGUCCCAAAAAAUGGCGUCUUAAAAGUUAAUGACCUUAUCCGUGGAGAAGUCAGUUGGGGGUUGAACACCCUUGGAGAUUUCGUGAUCAUGAGAAGCAAUGGUCAACCUGUCUACAAUUUCUGUGUCACAGUUGAUGAUGCUACCAUGUCUAUCUCUCAUGUUAUAAGAGCAGAAGAGCAUUUACCAAACACUCUGAGACAAGCAUUGAUAUACAAAGCUCUAGGAUUUCCAAUGCCUAAAUUUGCUCAUGUUUCUUUAAUCCUUGCUCCUGACAGAAGUAAAUUGUCAAAACGCCAUGGAGCAACUUCAGUAGGUCAGUUUAGAGAGAUGGGUUAUUUGCCAGAGGGAAUGGUGAACUACCUCGCACUUUUGGGGUGGGGAGAUGGAACUGAAAAUGAAUAUUUCACCCUUCAGCAGCUUGUUGAUAAGUUUACUAUUGAUCGUGUCAACAAGAGUGGAGCUAUUUUUGAUAUAACAAAGCUAAGGUGGAUGAAUGGUCAACAUUUAAAAGCUCUCCCGUCCGGAGAUUUUGUCAAGCUUUUGGCUCAACGCUGGAAAACCACUGGCGUCCUCACAGAAUCAGAAGGAGAGUUUGUGAAUGAAGCUGCCGAACUGCUCAAGGAUGGUAUCGACUUAGUACCGGAUGCAGACAAAGCACUCACAAAUUUGCUCUCCUAUCCAUUAUUUGCUACUUUAGCCAGUCCUGAAGGUAAACCUGUUUUAGAAGACAAGCUCUCGGAAGUUGCCACCAGCUUGCUCGCUGCUUAUGACAGUGGAGAGCUGGGUGUGGCACUUGAAGAAGGUCAUGCUGGUUGGAAGAACUGGGUGAAGAGCUUUGGGAAAUCGACGAAACGCAAGGGUAAAUCUCUUUUCAUGCCGCUUCGAGUUUUGCUGACAGGAAAACUCCAUGGGCCAGACAUGAGUUCCAGUAUCAUCUUACUCCAUAAAGCUGGAAGCUGUGGUGUGGUUGCUCCUGAAGCAGGGUUUGUUACCUUAGAUGAAAGGAUUAAAAUGUUGAGGGAAAUCGACUGGGAAGCAUUCAAUAAAGAAGAUCAGCCUACUUUAGAAUCACCAUCUGCUACCACUGCAUAAUUUCACAGAGUUUUUUCCCCAUUUUUUUUACCGGAUUUUGCUUUCUCCCCGCGGCUAACCAGUUUAAGCGUUGAUGUGUCCUAAGAGUAUGGUUGCCAAAGUUAAGUUUUGUUCGUUAGGAAUAUUAAGAGAAAAAUAACUUCUAGAAGCUUUAGGAACACGCUUCAAAGAGAUUCUGAUGCAGGCAUAAUUAAACUUUUUGUCCUUUAUUUCUUGGCUUUCACUGUACUUUUCAGUUUCAGACUUUACUUAGCAUGUAUAUCCAUUAUUUUAUUUACAGAUUCGUUUGGAAACAUGUAAACUAGUAGAAUUAAGAAAUGUCUAUCGUAAACAAGUGCAAAUUGGUGA
This is a messenger RNA of Papaver somniferum (opium poppy), 2125 nucleotides long. Its product is annotated as glutamate--tRNA ligase, chloroplastic/mitochondrial-like. Bases 62 to 1777 code for a protein of 571 amino acids. The record is from RefSeq and is a predicted model, not a curated record. The transcript is spliced from 13 exons. Gene Ontology annotation, biological process: glutamyl-tRNA aminoacylation. Gene Ontology annotation, molecular function: glutamate-tRNA ligase activity; ATP binding; tRNA binding. Lineage: Eukaryota; Viridiplantae; Streptophyta; Magnoliopsida; Ranunculales; Papaveraceae.